This is a messenger RNA of Zygotorulaspora mrakii, 1446 nucleotides long. RefSeq names its product Hsm3p (gene HSM3). The record is from RefSeq and is a predicted model, not a curated record. NCBI's taxonomy places the organism in Eukaryota, Fungi, Ascomycota, Saccharomycetes, Saccharomycetales, Saccharomycetaceae. The transcript has a single exon. Bases 1 to 1446 code for a protein of 481 amino acids.
AUGUCAACGAAUGCCGGAAAUAUUCAUGUCAAGAGGUAUAUUGAUGAUCUCAACGAGACUCUUGAGUCUAAUCAACCUCCAGACCAAGUCAAUUUUGAGAUUAAGAAAUGCUUAUUGAGUCUGAAUCCCUUGAAGACAAUUACGGAAGACCCCAAAAAAUUGGUUGCCAAUAUAAAACGAUUGUUGAUUGAAAGUACUUCAGAAUCAGAAUUAGAUUUUGACCUCAUUCUCGAACUGUUGAAUACUUUAAUAAACAAAUGUUGUUUCGAAGUCAUUCUGGAAGUUUUCUCCAUAGAUGAUCUCAAGAUGGCUUUGAAGUCGACUUUGUUACCAUUGGUUAAUGCUGCCUGCAAUGUUAUUUCGAGAUCGUAUCCAAAGGGUCUAUUCGCAACUUCAGACCUGUUUGAUGUUAUUAUUGGACUCUAUUUCAACAUAGAUACCGAUGUAUCCGUGAUCAACAGUAUUGAGAAAGUGUUUGAAGAAUUAAGUUCAAACGAACUCGUUAGAAAACGAAUAUUUGAAAAUAAUUCCUUAAUUAUCGACUCAGUCAGAAGAGGAACUGAACCAACAUUAAUAUCAAGACUACUGGAAUUACUGAAAAUAGAAUCCAAAUUUAUUGAUAGAUGUGAAUUCGACGAGAAAUUGUUCAGUUUCACUUCACAAGAGAUUUUCAACUAUCUGAAAGCAGACAUCGUACUCUUUAUAAAUAUUGUGGUGUACUACACUGAUUUUCUAGACGAGGCUACAGUUGUGAACUUUGCCAAUAAGAAUACGGAAUGGCUACUAAAAUACGUUCUUGAAAUUAUUCCAACUUUUGGUAAAAUUUAUUCUCUGGGUGACAACUAUCCAGACAUUAGAUAUUUUUCAAGAACGUAUUUAUUCAAAUUUUUUAGGAAAGUUUCAUAUUUAGAGGAUGAUUCAUAUUUCAAGUCUUUGGAUGAAAAAUACCUAAGGAUUUCGGAGCAAAAUAAAAAUUUGAAGGAUUUUCUAUCAUUCGUCAAUCCCGCAUACUUGUUUAGGUAUCAUUGCUCCCUGCUGAGAGACUACAUUACUGUAACCCCAACAAAAUUAGGAGCCAUAAGAAAUGUUAUAUCAGAUCCGCAAUGCUUUGAAUUGAUUAAAAACCACUUAACAUCUGAUGCGAUACUACUACUGCCCUACAUGGAACAAAUGGUGCUAUUGCAGCGACUAUCACUAUUUUCACAUUCUGUAUAUUAUUUGGUUCACUCAUUACCGAGAGUCAUGUCUAACCUAAUACAAAACAGCGGCGACAUUUCUGAACCGGAAACGGCCAGUUUGAGAGAAGAAGCAAUCGUGAACCUAUUAAGAUUUAAUAGUACUACUUUGAAUGUGUGGUAUAUUCCCCUAACUGAUGCUUUGGCAAAAAUCAGCAAUCCAAAGACUAAGCAUGAGCCUGAACCUCAACUUGCUUCGUCCUUCAUAUGA